This is a messenger RNA of Miscanthus lutarioriparius, 1167 nucleotides long. The record is from the annotation of a GenBank genome assembly. Lineage: Eukaryota; Viridiplantae; Streptophyta; Magnoliopsida; Poales; Poaceae.
AUGGUGGACGGCAUCACGGCCAUCUACAACUUCGGGGACUCGAUAACGGACACGGGCAACCUCAUCCGCGAAGGCGCCACCGGCAUGCUGCGCUACAUCGGCAGGCUUCCCUACGGCAUCGAUUUGCACGGCCCGACCGUCCGCUGCUCCAACGGAUACCUCAUGAUCGAUUUCCUAGCGAAAUAUGUUGGCCUUCCUCUCCUCAACCCAUACCUCGACAAGGCGGCGGACUUCACGCACGGCGUGAACUUCGCCGUCGCCGGAGCCACCGCGCUCGACACGACGACGCUCGCCGAGAGAGGGGUCACCAUCGCCAUCACCAACAGCUCCCUCGACGUCCAGCUCGCGUGGUUCAAGGACUUCAUGGCCUUCGCCACGAACUCUAGUCAAGGCACGUCAUUGAUCAGCUCUUUUUGUAGUAACGAGAUCCGAAGGAAGCUAGCGAGCUCACUGGUGAUGCUGGAGAUUGGUGGAAACGACUUCAACUACGCCUUCCAACAGCAACAGACCCGGCCAUCCGACGGCGGAUAUGGCCUCGGCAACGUCACCCGUAUAGUGGAAACUCUACAACAGGCCGGGGCGCUUGUGCCUCCAGUCGUGCAAUCCAUUUCGAACGCAGCAGAGGAGCUGCUGGAGAUGGGUGCGGUCCGGGUGGUGAUCGCCGGCAACUUCCCGAUCGGGUGCGUGCCGGUGUACAUCGCCGGGGCGAACGUGACGGAGCCGGCCGCGUACGACGCGGACGGCUGCCUGGCCGUCCUCAACGCGUUCGCGGAGCUGUACAACGCGCGGCUGCGGGGCGCCGUCGCGGCGCUUCAGCGGGCGCACCCGCGCGCCGUGGUCGCGUACGCGGACUACUUCGCGGCGUACGCCUGGGUGCUCCGCGAGGCGCGCGCGCGCGGGUUCGACCCGGCGAGGACGCGCACGGCGUGCUGCGGGGCCGCGGACGCCGCGUACGGCUUCGACGAGAGCAGGUUCUGCGGGGCGCCCGGGACGGCCGUGUGCGCGGACCGGGACCGGUACGUGAGCUGGGACGGCGUGCACCCGACGCAGCACGCGUACGGGGAGAUGGCCGAGCUGCUCUACCGCGGGGGGCUCGCGUACCCGCCGCCGAUCAAGUGGCCGGCGGGGCAGAAGAUGCCGGGGUCGACGAGCGUGCCCUUGAAUUGA